AACAGACUGACCGACCUCCCCCUUUUGACUCACCACGGUUCCGCCUCUCCCCCCUUCUCCCUCUCGCAUUCUUCCUCCCCCGUUUCGGGGAGACGCCACGAGAAAAGAGGGAGCAGGGAAAGAAAUCGCCUCCACGUCCACGGUGACGCCGGAUCGCGCGUCAAAUUUCUUUGCCGCGGAUUUGGUGCUGCAAAUUUUCUAGAAUUUUUUCGUUUUGUAGGGGGCAUUAUUGGCACGGUAUCUUAGUCCUGGGCUUAUAUUAUCUGCAUUUUCGUUUCCCCCGAUUUUUUCGACUCAAUUUCUUAACGGAUUUGGGAAUCGCGGCUAGGGGGCUCUGCAUUGCCGGAUUUGCUCGAUUUCGUGGGCGCAUUGCAGCUUUGCAUUGCAUAACGAUCUUUGCCUUGGUCGCCCACGUUCGCGAUUCUGUCUGAGCUUCCUCACCCGGGCUCGUGCAUUUCUCCGAACAUCUCCAGGUGUCUGUUGCACAAGCUCUCGCUUGUUGCUCCAAUUUCACGCGUUCUGCAUGCAUGUAUUCCCCGAAGGUGGUGCCAUUCUGGGGCUGUUGCAAAGUUCUCUGGUCAAAACCAAUGGAUUCCGUCGAGCAAUCGGUUCCACGGUGCUAAGAGAUUGUUGUCCAUUGGCCAUCCCCAUGAAUUUCUGAAGGGGGAGAAGAAUUGCUGUUGCAUUUCCCGGGCAGGUGCAUUGGCAUGGUCGCAGUAGUGUAGGAAGCAGAAAAGAUGAGGCACUGUUGGAGUGCAUGGCUCCUGGCCCUGUGCCUCGUCUCUGUCCAGCUCCUCGCUCCAUUGGUAUGCGAGCGAUUGCUCGUUGCAGCACAGAACCUGUCACCGCCAGCCUUGACACCGCCCCUUGUCAAAGAAGUAGACGAUGUGGUGGAACAUGUAUGGAUCUCAUGUGGGUUAGACAGGGGAUCUCUUGAAGACGUUAGAAAACAUUUCAAUUACAACCACGUAUUUGACAUUCUCCGUACGCUCUCCGGAAAAGAUACUAAGGAUAGCUCUCCUGAAACUGAAGAUGCCAGCAAAGCACUGUCUCCAGAAAUUAAAAACACUUUGCUGAACUGCUUAAGCAAGCACCCACUUGUAGUUGCUGCACAUGAGAGUGCAAAAAACUUACCUAUUGAUUAUAUCAAAAUGCUUUUUGCCUUGUUAAGAAGAGAUGUGGCUCAAGGAUCUACAGGUGCAGCGACAACUUCUGCACCACCAGCAGCUGUGAAAUCAAAUCCAUCACCUUCUUUAGGGGAACCUUCCUCAACAAAACCUGACAAAAAUCCAGAUCCUCCAUUAGAAACAACACCCGAAGAAAAAAUGGUGCCCCAAACUGAAAAAACAGUGGCCAAAAAGGAAGAUAACAGUAACAUGUCAAUCACUGCUGUCAUUGGUUUGUCUGUGUCUGCUAUUGCGUUGUUAGCCCUUCUCUGCUUAUGCAACUUUGUUUGCCGUGCAAAACAGGCCUCUUCAUCUGAAGUAGGGGUUGAUAAACCGCCUCUGAAUCAGAACCUGAGUAAUUUAUCUGCUUCUCUUAAGUUUUCCAAAGGAAACUCAAUUGAUGUCAACAAGCUGGGAGCACUGCCGCUAAAGUCAGAGGCUGGCCAAAAUGGCAAUGCCAAACUAAGCUCAUCUGAAAUCUCUAAAACUGAAGUUACCCCAGCAGUCUACAACUGUUUGGCUGAACCAAUGGCUGCUUCUACUGGUUAUGUCCCAGGAUCAAGACCAACAACCCCACCAUCUAUGCCACCUCCAGCCCCUGCACAUCCGAAGGCUCCUCCCUCAUCAACUCCUCAAGCACCUGCAUCUCUGAAGGCUCCUCCCUCAUCAACUCCUCAAGCACCUGCACCUCUGAAGGCUCCUCACUCAUCAACUCCUGAAACACCCGCACCACCUUCAAAGCCUAGUUCAGUUCUUCACUCAGAACCCUCAUCACCAUCUGCUCUAAAAGCUGCACCUCCACCAAAAGAUGCACCACAGCCAAAAGCUGCACCUCCACCGCCACCAAAAUCUACCGGCCCACCACCACCAGCAAUGUCUGGUUCAUCGAAUACACGUCCACCACCGCUUAUGAAGAAAUCAGGCAAUAAGAUGGAUGAUGGCGCAAAUUCUCAUGAAGCUAAAACAAAGCUAAAGCCCUUCUUUUGGGAUAAAGUAACAGCAAAUGCUAAUCAGUCUAUGGUGUGGGAUCACCUCAAGUCUGGAUCUUUCCAGUUUAAUGAGGGUAAGAUGGAAAGCCUUUUUGGUUAUAACUCUGUGGAGAAAAUAGGCGGUGAUGGCAAGAAAGAUUUAUUAUCUAAGGAUAUACCUCAAUUUGUGAGGAUACUUGAACCUAAGAAGGCACAGAACCUUGCGAUAUCAUUAAGGGCUCUGAGUGUUUCACCAGAGGAAGUAUGUAGUGCAGUUAAGGAAGGAAAUGAACUUCCAUCAGACUUGAUAGACACACUACUAAAGUGGAUCCCAAGCAAUGAGGAGGAGCUUAGGCUUCGACUGUACACUGGGGAACUGUCUCAGCUUGGUCCUGCAGAGCAAUUCCUAAAAUCGAUUAUCGAUAUUCCAUAUAUUUUCCAACGUCUGGAUGCAUUACUUUUCAUGUCCAGUCUACCAGAGGAAACUUCAAAUGUGAAACACGCUUUUGCUACUUUAGAGGUGGCUUGCCAAGAGCUUAAAAACAGCCGGCUUUUCUUGAAGUUACUUGAAGCGGUCCUUAAAACAGGAAACAGGAUGAAUGUUGGCACAUUCCGUGGAGGAGCUCAGGCUUUUAAACUUGACACGCUCCUUAAGUUAUCUGAUGUCAAAGGAACUGAUGGGAAGACAACACUUCUGCAUUUUGUGGUUGAAGAAAUUAUUCGUUCUGAAGGUAUCCGUGCUACAAGGGCUGCAAAAGAUACUGACGGUAAUAAUAUGCGAACUGAAGAUGAUUACAAACAACUUGGGCUGAAAGUUGUGUCCAAUUUAAGUGAUGAGCUACAAAAUGUCAGGAAGGCAGCGAUCCUGGAUGCAGAUCAAUUGACAAUGUCAGUAGCAACUCUUGGCCACAAGCUUGUCAAAACCAAAGAAUUCCUUAACACGGGCAUGAGAAGUCUGGAUGAACACAGUGGGUUUCACCGCAAGCUGAAGCAUUUCGCAGAGCAGUGCCAAACUGAUGUUUCUUUGUUGCAAGAGGAAGAAAAGAAAAUUCGGUCCUUGGUCAGGGGCACUGUUGAUUAUUUCCAUGGGAGUACAGGGAAGGACGAGGGCCUGCGGUUAUUUGUGGUAGUACGAGAUUUCCUUGCGAUGCUGGACAAGGUUUGUAAAGAGGUGAAAGAAGCAUCAAAAGUGGCUCCAAAGAAAACAAAGACCGCUCAGCCAUCUCAAGCAUCUUUCAAUGAUCCCAGGCGCAAACUAUUCCCAGCAAUUCAAGACCUAAGGGCAGACAGUUCAAGCUCUGAUGAAGACGAUUAGCUGUAUACCGAAUCAAGGAGUCCAUGUUUUCACCUUCGAAUGCACUGAAUUUGACCCUUCAAAACAAUAGUGCGGUGAUACAUAAUACAUGGAAACUGAUGGGAAAUGGUGAAGUGACGCUAUUUUUUGCCAUCCACUGAUCAAAAAGGCAACAAUCAAAUUGGGAAACCUGGCUUGGCUUUACACUGACAUGUUGGUAAUGACAAAUCAUCAGACCAGAUCUGGCAUUCUUGGCCAAUGGGUUUGUAUGGCACUCUCCUAUCUAGCAAGAAGGAUGUUCAUAUGGUCGAGACAGCAUCUAUAUAAAAGGUGUGGCUGGUGGAAAAUGGAUAAUUCAAAGGAAAUGGAAGAAAACUGGCUCUAGUUUAGAACCGGUGUAAAUGCAGGAGGAAGUCUGACUAAUACUAUUUUUCUGUUCAUUGUACACAUGUACCAUUGUACCGAACGCAGAGAAAUGCAGCGCAAACUUGUGAAUCCGGUGCCAUUACCCUUGCAAACAGGAAUACAAAUGAAGUGUUUGGUUUGAGAAAUAAGCUAGUUUAUCA
Zea mays is the source of this 3994-nucleotide messenger RNA. RefSeq names its product formin-like protein 11. The transcript has 6 exons. Gene Ontology annotation, molecular function: actin filament binding. Bases 738 to 3449 code for a protein of 903 amino acids. Lineage: Eukaryota; Viridiplantae; Streptophyta; Magnoliopsida; Poales; Poaceae. The record is from RefSeq and is a predicted model, not a curated record. Gene Ontology annotation, biological process: actin cytoskeleton organization; actin nucleation.